This is a messenger RNA of Pelobates cultripes (western spadefoot toad), 459 nucleotides long. The record is from the annotation of a GenBank genome assembly. NCBI's taxonomy places the organism in Eukaryota, Metazoa, Chordata, Amphibia, Anura, Pelobatidae.
AUGCUGUUAGAAAUGCGGCGCCAGAUGGAGGACCUCGACAAACAUGGCCGUAGGUGCAACAUCCGGGUGCGGGGAGUCCCGGAGCUUGAGGGGGAGAAAGACAUGGAAAGGCUUCUUACCCGCCUCUUCUGCUCCAUCCUCCAAGAAGAUACACUGAAUACCAUGGAGUUAAUCAGAGCUCAGCUGCUCCCCAGAUUGGAAAAUGCAGCUCCCAGAGAUCUGAUCUGCUGCCUGGGCUCAUAUAAGCUUAAAGACAACAUAAUGCGCAAGGCCUGCAGCAGGCAGACCUGUGAGUUCCAGGGCGCACAGGUUGCCUUGAUCAACAACCUUUCCUCACUUACCCUGGAAGCUAAGUGGGCACUCCAACCGGUAACCAUCGUCCUACAAGAAAGAAGAAUACCCUACAGAUGGGGCUUUCCCCCAUGCACGUUCCAUGGCCGGAAGAAGUGCCGGCACUAA